CCACCAUUUCUUUAUUUCUCUCAGAUUUGCUUUCGCAUUGUAAUCCACUGAUCCUACAAGCUACUUGCCAGAUUUUUUUGCUUGCUCCCAAUCGUCUUCCUCCAUAUAUCAGACGGAGAUCUCCGCCAUUCUGAUCUAAUUUUCGCAACACCCACCUCGUAAUAAUCAAAACAACACCCUAUUAUCAUCAGACUCUUAUGCUCGGAGCUCCUUCUACGUGAGCUUAGUUUCUCAAAGAUUCUGUUUGUCCCCUGAUGCGAUUGGCUGCAUCAUGGCAACAAAAGGGAAUUCAGGAGAAAAUAGGGCUAGAAGUUCCAUUACCAUAUUCAUAGUUGUUGGUUUAUGUUGUUUCUUCUACCUAUUGGGAGCAUGGCAAAGGAGUGGAUAUGGAAAAGGAGACAGCAUAGCUUUAGAGAUGACCAAAACUGGUGCAGAUUGCAGCAUUCUCCCAAAUCUAAACUUUGAAACACACCACAGUGGCGAUUCUGUAAUUGUUGAUAACCCACAAACCAAAGUCAAAGAAUUUAAACCAUGCAGUCCUAAAUAUACCGAUUAUACCCCUUGUCAUGACCAAAAACGAGCCAUGACAUUCCCUAGACAUGAUAUGAUUUAUAGAGAAAGACAUUGUCCCCCUCAAGAACAAAAGUUGAAGUGUCUGAUUCCAGCUCCAAAAGGCUAUGUGACACCAUUUUCAUGGCCUAAAAGUCGUGAUUAUGUUCCUUUUGCAAAUGCACCUUAUAAAGCAUUGACUGUUGAGAAGGCUAUUCAAAAUUGGAUUCAGUAUGAGGGCAAUGUAUUUAGGUUUCCAGGUGGUGGGACCCAGUUUCCUCAAGGGGCAGAUGCAUAUAUUGAUCAACUUGCUUCUGUAAUCCCAAUUGAUAAUGGAACAGUGAGGACUGCUUUGGAUACUGGUUGUGGGGUUGCGAGUUGGGGGGCCUACCUUUGGAAGAGAAAUGUUGUAACAAUGUCAUUUGCCCCUAGAGAUAAUCAUGAAGCACAAGUUCAGUUUGCUCUUGAAAGAGGAGUACCUGCCAUUGUUGGUGUUCUUGGCUCAAUCAAAAUGCCAUUUCCAUCUAAAGCUUUUGACAUGGCCCACUGCUCUAGGUGCUUGAUUCCAUGGGGAUCAAAUGAUGGAAAAUACAUGAUGGAAGUUGAUAGAGUUUUAAGACCAGGUGGAUUUUGGGUGCUUUCGGGUCCUCCAAUUAAUUGGAGAAAUAAUUACAAAUCAUGGCAACGUCCAAAAGAGGAUCUUGAAGAAGAACAAAGGAAUAUUGAAGAGGUUGCUAAGCUUCUUUGCUGGGACAAAAUAUCUGAGAGUGGCGAAACCGUAAUUUUCCAGAAAAAACUAAAUCCUGAAUCAUGUCGUGGCUCAGAAGAUACCCCUGGAGUUACAUACUGCUCCCAAGAUCCAGAUGAUGUUUGGUACAAGAAAAUGGAGACAUGUGUGACUCCUUCCAAUUCCAACACCGGAAUGGAAUACAAACCGUUCCCGGAACGGCUUUAUGCAACCCCACCACGAAUUGCAUCCGGUUCCAUUCCAGUUUCUGAAGACAAAUACAUUGAAGACAACAAACAAUGGAAGAAACAUGUAAACGCUUACAAAAAAAUCAAUAGAAUCAUUGAUUCCGGAAGGUACCGGAAUAUCAUGGACAUGAACGCUGGUUUUGGAGGUUUUGCUGCUGCUAUCACUUCUCAAAAGUUAUGGGUUAUGAAUGUGGUCCCCACUUUGGCCCAAAAUACCCUUGGAGUUAUAUAUGAACGUGGACUCAUUGGCAUCUAUCAUGAUUGGUGUGAAGCUUUUUCAACAUACCCACGAACAUAUGAUCUCAUUCAUGCGAAUGGGCUAUUUAGUUUAUACAAGGACACAUGUGAUUUUGAAGACAUACUUUUAGAAAUGGACCGAAUAUUACGUCCCGAAGGCGCAGUUAUAAUUCGUGAUGAAGUGGAUGUUCUUAUGAAGGCUAAAAGUAUAAUUGGAGGUAUGAGAUGGGACACAAAAGUGAUGGACCAUGAAGACGGGCCCUUGGUCCCCGAGAAAAUUUUAGUUGCGGUCAAACGAUAUUGGGUGGUUGGGUCAAACUCCACAUCCUCACGUUGAUUGCGAAAAGUGGUAAUCAAUCAAAGUUUUCAUCAUCUUUAGUAGAGUAAUCUAUGUUAUUUAGUUGUUUAGUUAUCAUUAGGGGUUUGAGUUUUCCUUUUCUUUUAUUAUGUUUGUUGUAAUGUAAAACGAUUGAAAGCUUUUUAAGUUAAUGGUGAGAAAUGUUUUGUUGCAA
Lactuca virosa is the source of this 2273-nucleotide messenger RNA. The record is from the annotation of a GenBank genome assembly. Lineage: Eukaryota; Viridiplantae; Streptophyta; Magnoliopsida; Asterales; Asteraceae.